AGGAAAAAGAAGAGUUGUACACAAAAUGGACCUCUUCCUCCUCUCUUUUGCAACCACACUUACUAUAAUCAUCUAUUCUUUGUUCAAAUAUUUCUUUGCCAAGCCAAAAGAAAAAAUGCCUCUAGCUCCAGGCACCUUUGGUUGGCCUAUUAUUGGAGAAACCAUCCAAUUCCUUAAUUCACUUUACUAUGGAUUGGUCCAUGAGUUUGUUCAAGAAAGAACCAAAAAAUACAACUCUCAUGUAUUCAAAACCUCAUUACUUGGCCAAAAAGUUGUUAUUUUUUCUGGUCCAGCAGCUAACAAAUUCAUAUUCACUCAAGGUAAUAAACUUAUCAUUGGUUGGAGACCUAAGUCUGUUCAAAAACUCUUCCCAUCUACAUCAUUUGUCCCUAUUGAACAUGACACCAAAAGGGCACACAAUGUCAUUAGCUAUUUUUUGAACUCACAAAAUGUAGAGAGACUUAUAAGUACUAUGGACAAUAUGUCACAUUUGCACUUGAAAAAUCAUUGGAAAGGGAAACAUGAAGUGAUAGUGUAUGAUCUAGUUAAGUUAUUCACUUUCUCUCUUUCUAUUAGAGCCUUUAUGGGUAUCGAAGAAUCGGAUAAAAUCUUGAAUCUUUAUGAGAAAUUCAAGAUUUUUACACAAGGUCUUUUGGCAGUGGACAUAAAUCUUCCUGGCACAACAUUUUAUAAGGCAAUGAAAGCUGGGAAUGAAUUAAGGAAACAAAUGAAGGUUAUAAUUAAACAAAGAAAGGUUGAAUUAUCAGAAAAUCCAAAUUUGUCAAAAGUUGAUGUGUUAACACAAAUGAUCAAUGAACAAGAUGAAGAUGGAAAGUACAUGACUGAGGUUGAAAUAGAGGAUAAAGUGUUUGGCUUUAUUAUUGGUAGUUAUGAUACUACUGCUACAACUAUUACUUUGACCAUGAAGUACCUUCAGCAAAUGCCUGAGUACUUCAAUGAAAUAAUCCAAGAGCAAAAUGAGAUAUCAAUGCAAAUGAUGCCAAGGGAAGAGCUAUGCUGGAAUGACAUUCAAAAAAUGAGGAAAACUUGGAGCUUUGUGAAUGAAGUGUUAAGAAACACACCAGUUGUUCAAGGUAUUUUUAGAGAAGCAAUAGAGGACUUCACUUAUGAAGACUUCUACAUACCAAAAGGAUGGAAGAUAUAUUUGAGUUUUGGAGCUACACAAAAGAAUGGUGAAUACUUUCCAAAUCCUACAAAGUUUGAUCCGUCAAGAUUUGAAGGAAAUGGACAAGUUCCUUAUACAUCAGUUCCAUUUGGCGGAGGACAUAGAAUGUGUCCUGGAAAAGAAUUUGCAAGAAUAUUGAUUCUUGUUUUUCUUCAUCAUCUACUUAAAAAUUUUAGAUGGGAGCCUAAAGUUCUUUCAGAAAAAAUAUUGUACCCUUUUUUCUUACUAGCUAUCCCAACAGAUGGAUACCCUAUUACCAUUUCUGCUGUUUAAGCUAUUUUUAUUUUUUUUUUAUGAAAAAAAAUGUCAAAGUAUGUCAUCUAGUUAAUGUCUUUCAAUCUAUUAAUGUUGCUUCUUCAAAUUUAAUGGAAGAAUUAAUAAUUAUUGCUUA
Solanum stenotomum is the source of this 1577-nucleotide messenger RNA. RefSeq names its product beta-amyrin 28-monooxygenase-like. The coding region runs from base 26 to 1459 and encodes 477 amino acids. Gene Ontology annotation, molecular function: oxidoreductase activity, acting on paired donors, with incorporation or reduction of molecular oxygen; iron ion binding; heme binding. The record is from RefSeq and is a predicted model, not a curated record. Gene Ontology annotation, biological process: sterol metabolic process. Lineage: Eukaryota; Viridiplantae; Streptophyta; Magnoliopsida; Solanales; Solanaceae. The transcript has 3 exons.